AUGUCACGCGCGUCGGCGACGUCCUUUCAAGCGCCCGCGCUCGCUCGAGCGCGUGUCGCGAGCGAAACCUCGUCGUCGUCGCGGAGCCGCCGGUCGAGCACACUCGCGCGAAUCGCUUCGUCGCUUCGACGCAGAGCGCGCUCGAGCGGUGUGAACGAGCGCGCGAGCGUGCAAGCGCGAGCAUCUUUCGAUUGGCGUCCCGACGAUGCGAGCGCGCUCCGAUUAGCCGAGCCAGAGUCGACGAAGCCACUGCGGGUGGCGGUGCUCCUGAGCGGCGGCGUCGACAGCUCGGUCGCGCUCGCGCUUUUGCGCGCGGCCGGACACGAGUGCCGAGCGUUUUAUCUGCAGAUUUGGUUUCAAGAGGAUUUCCGUAACACGUGGGAGGAGUGCCCUUGGGAGGAGGAUCUGCGCGUGGCGGAGGGCGUGUGCGCUCGGGUAGGGGUGGAGCUGGAGACGGUGCCGCUGACGGACGCGUAUUGGAACUUGGUCGUGAGCGAUAGCGUGGAGGAGAUUCGACGAGGACGGACACCGAAUCCAGACGUGUUGUGUAAUAGCCGGGUGAAGUUUGGGGCGUUCCGGGAGUGGUUGGCGAAGGCGCAUCCGGGGGAGUUCGAUCGCGUGGCGAGUGGACACUAUGCGGCGGUGGAGCGCGACGCUGUCACGGGCGAAGCGUCGCUUGUAAUGUCCGGCGACGCGUUCAAGGAUCAGACGUACUUUUUAGCGAAUCUUACACAAGAACAGCUUCGUGCGGUGAGCUUUCCGGUUGGUGGGAUGCCAAAGGCGGACAUUCGCUCGCUUGCCACGUCCGCUGAGCUACCGAACGCUGGGCGCAAGGACUCUCAGGGCAUCUGCUUCUUGGGUAAGGUGAAAUUCAGCGAGUUCAUCGCUGAACAUCUCGGGGAGAUGCCAGGGGACAUUAUAGAGGUUGAGACCGGGAAGGUUCUCGGGAAACAUCGCGCGUAUUGGUUUCACACGAUUGGUCAACGAAGCGGACUCUUCCUGCACGGCGGUCCGUGGUAUGUCGCUGGGAAAGAUUGCGUGAACAACGUCGUGUACGUCACCCGUGAUUACUACUCCCUCGAUAAAUCGCGUGACACCUUCAACGUCGCUGGAUUCAACUGGAUCUCAGGGAAAGAACCGGAUUUGGAGAACAUUGAGGGACUGAGAGUGAAGGUGCGUCAUGGAGAAAAUAUUUAUUCGUGCUCGUUCAAGUUCAAGGAAAUCGACGGCGAGCGGUGCGGGGAGGUAACAAUCAAUCAAGAUGACCAAGGUUUGGCUCCCGGACAGUAUGCCGUGUUCUACGACGGCCCGAAAUGCUUGGGCUGCGGGAAAAUUCUCGAGCCCAACGUUGGCACUAUCGGGCUCGUGCCAAAACCUCUGGGAGAAGCCGCGUCGUCGACGUGA
Ostreococcus tauri is the source of this 1404-nucleotide messenger RNA. RefSeq names its product Rossmann-like alpha/beta/alpha sandwich fold. Bases 1 to 1404 code for a protein of 467 amino acids. NCBI's taxonomy places the organism in Eukaryota, Viridiplantae, Chlorophyta, Mamiellophyceae, Mamiellales, Bathycoccaceae. Gene Ontology annotation, biological process: tRNA processing. Gene Ontology annotation, molecular function: sulfurtransferase activity. The record is from RefSeq and is a predicted model, not a curated record. The transcript has a single exon.